Dovyalis caffra is the source of this 1401-nucleotide messenger RNA. NCBI's taxonomy places the organism in Eukaryota, Viridiplantae, Streptophyta, Magnoliopsida, Malpighiales, Salicaceae. The record is from the annotation of a GenBank genome assembly.
AUGGAGUACAAUCAAUCUCAAGAAAUGCAAGAACCCAGUAUCGAUCCUGACAAACUCAGUUACGAAAUCUUUUCAAUUCUUGAAAGCAAGUUUCUCUUCGGCUAUGAUGAUCAAAAGCUCUGGAUUCCUAAACAGAUCUCUCCUGCAACAAUUGAAGCAAAGCCCGAGUCGCAUAAUCCUUCAGUUCUCACGGAAAAUAACAGCAACGGGCUGUCUGCAAUCAAGAAUCAACGAGGCAAAAUCUGCAUAUUGUCUAUUGAUGGUGGUAGCAGCCUAAAAGGGAUUAUUUCAGGGAAAGCAUUGGCUUAUCUUGAAAACGCGUUGAAAGUGAAAUCAGGCAAUCCUGACGCCAGAAUUGCCGAUUAUUUUGAUGUGGCAGCCGGAACUGGAAUUGGUGGAAUCUUCACGGCCAUGCUUUUCGGCACCAAAGACCACAACCGUCCGAUCAUGCAAGCUGAGGAGACUUGGAAGUUCUUAGCUGAUCAGGGUAAGAAACUUUACAAUUCUGGUACCAGAAAUGGUGGGUUUUUAAAGCGGUUUUUCAAAGGGAGCUCGACCGGUUCAACCGCUGCCACAGCCGGAUUAGAGAAGACCAUGAAGGAGACAUUCAGCGAUAAAGGCCGGAAUUUGACGUUGAAGGAUACUUUAAAGCCGGUUUUAAUUCCUUGUUAUGACCUCUCCAGUACGGCGCCGUUUUUGUUCUCUAGAGCGGAUGCAUUGGAAACGGAUAGUUUUGACUUCCGGCUUUGGGAGGUUUGUCGGGCUACAUCCGCUGAACCGGGUUUGUUUGACCCGAUUUUAAUGGGGUCCGUAGACGGUCAGACCAGGUGUUUGGCUGUUGAUGGCGGUUUAGCCAUGAGUAACCCGACCGCAGCAGCGAUCACUCAUGUGCUGCAUAAUAAGCAGGAAUUUCCAUUUGUUAGAGGAGUUGAGGAUUUGUUGGUGCUGUCAUUAGGGACUGGUCAGAGUCUUGAGGUUAGUUAUGAUUACGAGCAGGUUAAGAAUUGGAGGGCCAAGCAGUGGGCUCGACCGAUGGCUCGAAUUUCGGGUGAUGGUUCGGCAGAUUCAGUGGACCAGGCAGUGGCCAUGGCAUUUGGUCAGUGUAGGAGCAGUAACUAUGUAAGAAUUCAGGCAAAUGGGUCCAAUUUGGGAAGAUGUGGACCCAAUGCGGACACAGACCCUAGUCCUAACAAUGUAAAGCUGCUGAUUGGAAUAGCAGAGGAAAUGUUGAAGCAGAAAAAUGUAGAAUCUGUGCUGUUUGGUGGCAAGAGGAUUGGAGAGCAAAGCAAUUUUGAGAAACUUGAUUGGUUCGCUGAACAGCUUGUGCUAGAGCAUCAGAGGAGGAGCUGCAGAAUUGCUCCCACUGUUGCUUUCAAGCAAGCUGCCACCAAUACAACCUAG